This is a messenger RNA of Puccinia graminis f. sp. tritici CRL 75-36-700-3, 513 nucleotides long. RefSeq lists its product as uncharacterized. The transcript has a single exon. The coding region runs from base 1 to 513 and encodes 170 amino acids. The record is from RefSeq and is a predicted model, not a curated record. NCBI's taxonomy places the organism in Eukaryota, Fungi, Basidiomycota, Pucciniomycetes, Pucciniales, Pucciniaceae.
AUGCUACCACAUUCAUCUUCGGUUUGGGACCGAAGAAUACAGGGGACAAAACUCUACCUGUGCUGCUAUGAUCUAAUCUCAAAAGCUCCGAAGUGGCAAGAUUACAAUGCUGUGAUGUCCAAGAAAUUGACAAAUGUGAACCCCUCAAGUCCUUUGCCUUCUUCUUUGCCCAACUCAACCACUGCUGAGACUGUUCAUUUGACUUCCGAUGCCUCUGGUGAUGAGAGUGUGCAUGGGGAACCAACCCGUCUGAUGGGUCGAAAGAAGGCAAAGUUAGCUUAUCAAGAGGAGAAACUAGAUGCAUCCAACCACGAACACCUCAAGAAGAUGGCCACUGCUCACAUUGACAUUGCCGAGGUUGCAAAAAAACAACAAACCUCACUAGCAAAGGCAAUGCAUGCUCAGCACUCUGCCCUUGAACGCCUUCCGGAUGAGGCAGUCAUGAAUAAAGACCUCACUGGGGCCAAUGAUGAUGUGAAAAAGUACUACAUGCUUCAAAGAAAAAAAUCUUAG